AUGAAUGAAAAAAGAAAGAAAAAAUCAAAUGAAACGAUAAAAACAAACAAAAACAAAACGACAAAUAUAAUGAAUUAUAUAUUAUAUAUAUAUAUAUUAUGUAUCUAUAUAUUAUUUAUAUAUAUUAUAUAUAUAUUAUCUAUCUAUAUAUUCUUCUUUAUCACUCUCUGUCUAUAUGUUUAUUCCUUUUAUAUAUGUUUAUUCCUUUUAUAUAUGUUUAUUCCCUUUAAAAAAUACCUAGAAGGCGACUAUGGGGAUCGGACCCAUGACCUUCUCUUUACGAGAGAGACGCUCUGCCACUGA
This is a messenger RNA of Entamoeba dispar SAW760, 303 nucleotides long. RefSeq lists its product as uncharacterized. The record is from RefSeq and is a predicted model, not a curated record. The transcript has a single exon. The coding region runs from base 1 to 303 and encodes 100 amino acids. NCBI's taxonomy places the organism in Eukaryota, Evosea, Mastigamoebida, Endamoebidae.